Molecule: messenger RNA, 2824 nt
Organism: Tigriopus californicus
Lineage: Eukaryota; Metazoa; Arthropoda; Copepoda; Harpacticoida; Harpacticidae
Product: neuroglian-like
Exons: 5
Coding region: 8-2164 (718 amino acids)
Biological process (GO): axon guidance; cell adhesion
Cellular component (GO): plasma membrane
Molecular function (GO): protein binding
Source: RefSeq, a predicted model, not a curated record
AUUUCAAAUGAUGAAGCCAGGAACGGGAAUUCAAAUCUGUUUGUUGGGGUUGGUUCUAACCCUGGCAGCUUGUGAGGCACAAAUGGUCGAGUUGCCGCCUUUGAUCGCCCCUUUCACGAAUAUGGAGGGGAACUGGCACAGUUUAGUGGACGGGGUGCGGUUCUCCUUGGAAUGUAUGGCUAAAGGUGAGCCAAAACCGGACCUCCAGUGGUUUAAGGACGACGAGCCCUAUGAGCCCGUGGAUGGAGUAGUCAUUGAUGAGGCUGUUUUGGACUUCUCCGAUCCAAGGGCAGACCUUCAUGAGGGUCGGUACUAUUGUAAGGCCAGUAAUAAGCUGGGCAGUGCCAAGUCAGAGGUGGUUUUGGUGUCGACCAAUCGCCCCAAGAGUCCUGAAUGGGCCAUUGCACCCAACUUCACGGUCAAACCCGAGGUCGAGAUCAAAGAGGUGGACUCUUUCGUGGAGUUCAAGUGCAAUGCCGUGGGCUCGCCCAAACCGGAAAUCAUCUGGACCAAGAACGCCGAAGUGUUACCGGAUUUCACCGACAAGACCGUGCUCACCAUUGAUCGAGUGUCCAAAGAAGACAUCGGCACCUACGCUUGCAAUGUCUCCAACUUGGCCGGCUACGACUACAAGAUGGUGUACUUGAAUAUCUUGACCCAAUCACCGAUAUUCCUUGAAAGUCCUCGAAACCGAACCGUGUCCAUCAACCAAGAGGUCUUUCUUCGGUGCAGUGCCAAGGGUUAUCCCAUUCCUUCUUUGGAGUGGAGGUUCAACGGGAAUCCCAUUGAUGUUGAGGCCGAUCCCGAGCUGGAACAGAAUGACCGCGGGGAUUUAGUGAUCAAACGGGUUCAGAACGAGACAGCCGGCUUUUACGAAUGUCUGGCCAAGAACGUUCAUGGGGAAGUCAAGCAGACGGGCUACUUAAAAGUAGUUUCCAAGACCACCAUCGAGCGUGGACCCGUGGACAUGACCGCCGAGAUCCGGUCCCCAGUGACAAUGGAGUGUUUGGUUGUAUGGGAUCCGAGCUUUGAACUAUCCAUACUGUGGAAGAAGGAUAAUGUGGAUGUGAAAAUGGGCGGACGAUUCAGUCAAGGUUCAGAUAACUCUUUGGUUAUUGAGGAUCUCGCCUUCGACGACGCAGGGACCUACACCUGUGUGGCCUCCACAAGUCAAGGCAGUUCCACCGAUAGUGGAACCUUGACCGUCAUUGGCAUCCAACCCUCGUUGAUAUCCGGACCCUUGCCGCAAACCGUAACCGAAGGAUCCACCAUUCUCAUCAAUUGCUCCGUCGAUGGGUUCCCCAAACCAGAGCAUUCUUGGUUCAAUGAUACCGACCGGAUCUAUUUCGAUCACCGAAAACCGGAUCGAGUCUCCAUGAAUGAAGACGGGGGUUUGGUCAUCGAAGACGGUCAACUCACGGAUUCGAACAAGUAUAUCUGCCGAGCCAACAACGGGUACGGCAAUCCCGUGGUGGAAUCGGCCUUCAUUGAUGUUCGCUUGGCCACGAAGGUCAUCAAAGGCCCCGAGCAUCAAAAGUUUGUCAUGGGUCAGAACUAUUCGUUUGAUUGUUUAGUGGAGGUGGAUGACAAUCUUAAAGACGAUCUUAAUGUGACGUGGAUGAAGAAUGAACAGCCCGUUGACGUCAGUCAUGAACGAUAUGAUAUGUUUGAUAACAAUACCUUGAAUAUUGUGGAUACCAAUGAGGAAGACAUUGGCGAAUAUCAAUGUCAUGUGGUCACUCUGGUGGACCAGGUUCUCAUUUCUGCCACCAUCUAUGAUGAUCAGGCCUCUUGGUGGUGGCUCAUCAUCCUGAUCAUCCUCUUGUGUAUCAUCCUGAUCGUGGUUUGUUGUCUCAUCUGUUGUGUGCGAAAGCGCUCCAAGAACAAAGGCCGUUAUGGGGUCAAGGACAUCGAAGAUGGAAAGGCCAAACACAACAAGUCGGACAUCCACUACUCCAUUAAUGACGACACGGACUCUAUCCACAACGAUCUCCUGGAUGACAAUGAGAAAAAGAAGCCCAUCUUCACACCCAGCACAAAGCCCCUUCUCAACGAUCUCAAAGGCUCGGAGAAUAGUCUGCUCAAUCUCACCGAUGAGGAACUGUGGCUCCGAAAAGGCAUGGAUGAGGACGGCAGUUUCCGUGAAGGUCGCUAUGCAGACUAACUUACUAACCAGUUAGUUCACAGAAAUGCCUCGGAAAAAUUCCUCACCCUCCUCCAGUCACUCAACCUCUCAAAGAGAGUCAGCUAGCUACCUACCUACAUACACCAUUAUUAUGAACCAUCAUAAAAGAUCAAUCAUCGUCGCUUUAAAUACUAAAACAAGGAAGUAGAGCCAUUUGCAAACCAAACCAAGAGUCAAGCUACGUAGUAUUGCUCCCAUGCAUUUCAUUCAAAGCAGCAGCAACAGGAUCGAAUCUCUUCGCCAGGUCCAACCACGAAUCUUUCAAGGCUCAAAAAUUGUCCUUCGAAUCUCGCGAUUUUUGUUACUAUUAUCUAUUGUGUCUCAUCUCCCACCACCAAGUAUGCAAUAAAGCCAUCUCUCGCCCCACCCCAUCCUUCUGUCCCGCCCCACGCCACCCCCUUUCAAUCCAGGUUAAGUUCCCAUUUCUAGCUUAUAAAAUGCUUUGAUUUAAAACCCACUUUCCUGAAUAAGGCUGUGAUUUGCAAUGAUCAUUGAAAGUCGACCAGCUCCUUCAAUUUUCUGAACAAAUGCGAUUUGCACCGUAAAAAAUAUGUUGAAUUGCCAUGAGUGAGAUAUGAAUGAGUCUCUGCUUGGCAGGAUGAGUAAAAUUGAAAUACAUUUGUUAUCAAGAAUUAUCCA